Molecule: messenger RNA, 1575 nt
Organism: Linum trigynum
Lineage: Eukaryota; Viridiplantae; Streptophyta; Magnoliopsida; Malpighiales; Linaceae
Source: the annotation of a GenBank genome assembly
GCGAUCGACGGUCUGACCACCGAAUUGAAUAAUUGAAACGAGGGAAGCCAAGUUAGUAGCGCAAAAUCAAGUGCGGGCAUUUGCCAUCUUAAAUUUUGUUUGAAUCCUCUUUCUUUUCCCUCCUUACCGCCCCCACCAAACAAGCUGAAACUGCUAGGCGCGCUGGUUUUCCGCUCUCAAUUGAAACUUAAAACCCCAAAUCCAAAAAAUAGAGAAACCUUCGAAUGAAAUGAGCGAAACACACAAAUUCCUCUUCCCUCCAAGAAAGAACGAAACUCAAAUCUCUUACCCAAAAUUCGAAGAACCUUCAAAACUUGAAAAUCUCCCCUCCAAAUCUGCCACCCCCUCCCUUAUACAUAUACGAAAUGCUGCCUUCUCUCCAUUCUCACCUUCAGCUACAGAUCCCUCUCUUCGAUCCCCUUUCCCCGAUUCGACCCUCAUUUCUCCUAGCUGCUGCAAUGGCGAUUUGCUAUCUGGGCGAGAGCGAUAGCAACAAGGAGAACCUCCCACCAAACCCACAGCUCUCCAGAUCCCCACUGUGUAAAGCCAAGCAGCAACGCCCGGUCAGAAGGCCGCUUGAAGACAUCUCUCAUCUCUUCUCUCUGUCUACUCAACUCGGCCUAGACCGUCCCAGGAGGAUCCCUUCACCUUCGCCUUUAGCUCCCUCCGCUGCGGGCAAGCUGAAAUGCAUGAAGAGGAAAGCCGGUAGCUGUGUCAAUUCAGUUUCGAAGAAGACUACUGUCAAGUAUAAGAGCAUAGUUUUCAGAUAGAUUGUAUAAACAAUUAGCAGUAACAAACAGGGUUCUAAUCUCUCUCUCUCUUACUGUCUCAAUUCUUUAGCCUAUUGGGUUUUGCUUUCUCCCCCCUCUUUCUGUUGUCUAAAUAUUGAGAUUGGGUAGGUCCCGGAAAUCGUUUCGAUUAUAUUACAGUAUCCCUUUGGCAGAAAGAAAGCAAUGGAGGGAGAAGCAAAAUUUGCCAGCCCCAGUUCCCAUUUCUCUCUUGGCCUGAAAUUGUAGUGAGUGGUGACGAACAACAGCAUGGAUUAUGCUAACGACUAGCAAAGUGGAUCUUUUUUCUCUCUAAAGUUUAGUAGCACUAGAGAACACCUACAUUUAACAACCAAUUGAAGUACCCUCCUCAAAGAUAAUGUCAAAUAGCCUUACCUUUCUCUCUUCCUUUUUGUGGCUGAGCUGCCUCCCUUUCUCAUCGAAAAAACAGUGUCUGUUUUGUGAUAGAGACUGACAUGUAUGCCCGACCGAGGUUACCUAUGUGAGUCGGUGAUUCGACUUCCAAGUACGCAUACAGCUCUGCCGGUGGUCAUCAAGAACCACAAUUUGAGUUUAGUUCUUACAAUUAGAAUGUGAAAGGAAUAAGGAAUUAGCUUCAUUUCCUACCUCCUAGGCAGUGUUCAAGAUCAAGGGCAGAUGGCCGCCACUGGAAUUACUUUUUGAAGCGUACAGUCUCACUUUGCUGCUUUCUUAAUCAUCCUUCUCACUAAUCUAACCUCAUAUUGGUUUUCCACCAUUGCUUAGGGUGACCUUUGCUCCAUUACAUUAACAAAAUGCUUAAAGAGCC